AUGCGUGACAGAUGUUCCAGACAUGAUUUCAGUUUUAAAAUAGUUCUACGUAAACAGGAUUCCAUAAGAGCGCAGCUUGUGAAAACAAGUUCCUGGAAGGCUUAUCGACAACUGCUUUCUAACCAGCAACAACAAAAACUGCUUCAUUACAAAAAAGAAGUUCCAGAAACUUAUCCCAUUUCUGGGGCUGAAGAAGUGCUAAAAAAUUAUAUGGAUGCUCAAUAUUAUGGCAUAAUUUCGAUCGGUUCACCCGCGCAAAAUUUCAGCGUAGUAUUUGAUACCGGUUCAUCCAAUCUUUGGGUGCCAUCCGCAACAUGCCCCUUGUUCAAUAUUGCAUGCUGUGAGCAAUACUAA
Messenger RNA from Thelazia callipaeda (thelaziosis nematode), 354 nucleotides. The record is from the annotation of a GenBank genome assembly. Lineage: Eukaryota; Metazoa; Nematoda; Chromadorea; Rhabditida; Thelaziidae.